Chilo suppressalis (striped riceborer) is the source of this 2245-nucleotide messenger RNA. The record is from the annotation of a GenBank genome assembly. NCBI's taxonomy places the organism in Eukaryota, Metazoa, Arthropoda, Insecta, Lepidoptera, Crambidae.
CUAUUGAUAAGUUAUUGAGAACAAUUGUUAUAUCUCGUUUGAAGGUGGCAUUGUUUGAUUGAAACUUGUGUAACGUAGAUACAUUAGUUGACUUUAUGUUACUAAACAGCGUUUAGUUUAUAAUUUAUAAUCUUGAAAAAAUAUAAUAAUUUAUUUAGCAUGAUUAAAAGACUGUGCUAAGUUAUUAUUAUUGAUAAAUAUUCUGGGAAUGAAAGGAGCUUCAAUUUUGCAAGAUCCUUCGUCGUUCUCACAGCCAGAUGAAAGUGUUAUCAAGCAUAUGUCUUUGUAUUUUAAUGUGGAUUUUGACAAAAACAUUUUGAAAGGUGAAGCCAUAUUGCAUUUCAAUGCGUUAAAAGAAACUCGGGAAGUGGUACUGGACAGUAGCGCACUAGACAUCGAUUCAGUAGAGUUAGAAGAUGGCACUAAAUUGCUGUUUGGCUUAAGCAAUCAUAUACCGAACUACGGAUCUAAGUUGAAUAUUACAUUACCUAAAGAAGUUGAGCCUAACGAAAUGUUUAAAAUUAAAAUAAAAUACGCGACAUCUCCAAAAGCUUCGGCACUUCAUUGGCUACAUCCCAAUCAAACGUCGGGCAAGAUGUAUCCUUAUCUCUUCAGCCAGUGUGGGCCAAUACAUGCUCGUUCAGUUGUGCCAUGUCAAGAUACACCGACAGUGAAGUUCACAUAUGAUGCGGAAGUUACUGCUCCUGCAGGAUUCACGGUGCUCAUGAGUGCCUUGCGUGGUGAAGACAAAGGCAACAUAACAUCCUUCAGGCAGCCAAUACCGAUACUAUCGUAUUUGUUGGCUAUUGCUGUAGGCGUGUUGGAGUAUAGAACUCUAGGGCCUAGAUCCAAGGUUUGGUCAGAAAGUGAAAACAUAGAACAGAGCGCUUGGGAGUUUGCCUACAUAGAAAAUUACUUGCAGGCUGCAGAACGGUUUUGCGGGCCAUAUGAAUGGACUCAAUAUGACCUGUUGGUUCUACCAUCGUCAUUCCCUUACGGUGGAAUGGAAAACCCGUGUCUUACUUUCGUCACGCCAUCAUUGUUGUCUGGAGAUAAAAGUCAAGCAGAUGUGAUUGUUCACGAGAUCAUGCACAGCUGGACAGGUAACCUAGUUUCGAUCGCGUCCUUCGAGCAUUUUUGGUUGAAAGAGGGAUUUACAGUGUUCCUUGAAAGAAAGGUUGACUCCUCGCUUAUUUCUGAUUCUGAAGAGGCUAAACGUAGCAGGGACUUUCAUAGUUUUCUUGGCUUGAAGGAGUUAAACGAAACAGUAAAUGAUGUGUUGGGGGCAUCCAAUCCACUUACUCGACUGGUUUUCGAUUUGCAUCAUGCGCAUCCUGACGACGCCAUCACUCGUGUUCCUUAUGAGAAAGGAUCCUUAUUUCUUAGAUAUCUGGAGGAUUUGCUCGGUGGACCUAACGUGUUCGACAAUUUUGUGCGUUCAUACAUAAAUAAAUUUAGAAACAAAUCGUUAAAUACGAAUCAGUUUAAGGAAUAUUUGCUGAACUAUUUUAAUUAUGACAAACGAUUGGAAAACGUCGAUUGGAAUACAUGGCUAUACUCCAGUGGUAUGCCUCCCGUGAUACCUCAAUACGACAUGACUAUGGCGACAGCUGUCGAUUUGCUUUUGGAAACAAUUUUACAAGGCAAUGCGAGUUUCAGUGCUGCCGACGUGCAGAACUUGACAGUACAUCAACGGAUACAUUUGCUACAGGAGCUAAUAGAGCGACCAGCUUUACCACUCGGACUAUUGCGCACUCUGGGCGACGAAUACGGGUUCAGUAACAGUAACAAUGCGGAGAUCCUUUACAGAUGGCUUCGAUUAUGUAUCAGGAGCAAAGACAAAGACAGGCUGACCGAUAUUUUCAAUUUUGUGAAUCAUCAGGGAAGAAUGAAAUUCGUGCGACCUAUCUACCGCGAUCUAUAUGCGUGGGAAGAAGUGCGACAAAGUGCCAUUGUAAAUUUUCUCAAGAAUGAGCCUCUUAUGAUGCACGUAUCAGCAUAUACGAUUCGGAAGGAUCUGCAUCUCGACAACUUGUAGGAUUUAUUAAGAUAGUCUAUCUAGGUUUAUUUUAUGUUAAUUCGCUUAGUAAUAAGAGGGCGUUGUAAUAAAACUAUAUAAAAAAUCGCUAAAUUUAAUGACCCGUAUCUUUAUUUCCUUGAUAACUAUAGGGAUUAAGGAACCUAUGCUUAUAGCGUUUUAAGGUCAAAAAUGGGAAGGCAUUUUACUUAAAAAUUAUGUAGUAGA